AUGGACGAAAAUUUAAGCAGAGGAUAUAUUCAAUUAGGAAAAACCGUGCAUGAUUUUAGAUUUAAUAGUGGAUUUAGUCAUUUGACACCUCCUGUUGAUAAAUUUAAUAUAGUUUAUUAUGCCCUCAUAUUAGCCGGUACAGGAUUUCUUUUACCUUAUAACAGUUUUACAAUAGCUGUAGACUAUUUUCAAUCUCGAUAUCCAGGCACAACAAUCGUCUUCGACAUUUCUUUAGUGUACAUUGUAAUGGCAUUCUUUGCGGUUUUGGGUAACAACAUUCUUGUUGAAACAUUAAGUUUAAAUACUAGAAUCACUUUUGGAUACUUGAUUUCCUUCUUUACUUUAUUAUUUGCUGUUAUUUUUGGUGAAAUUUGGUGGGAAGUGUUUGGACCCAAUACUACUUACACAAUGACUUUGGUUGCUGUGGCAGUGGUUGCACUUGGCUGUACAGUUCAACAAUCAAGCUUUUAUGGUUAUACCAGUAUGUUACCCAGUAGAUACACUCAGGCAGUAAUGGCCGGUGAAAGUGCUGCUGGUUUGCUAGUUUCCCUUAAUAGAAUAAUAACUAAAAGUCUAAUUGAUGAUCAAAGAUUAAACACAUUAAUAUUUUUUUUCUUAUCGAUUUUAAUGAUAGCAAUUUGUUUUGCUCUCCAUCGGUGCGUUAAUAAAUCUGAUUUUGUGCAAUUUUACAUGACGAUAUGUCAAGAUUCGAAAAAAAUUAUUUUAGAACCGAAAGAAGAUUACGGCUUGAUGGAUCCGGGAGAUGUUUCUGAACCUUGUAAAAAUCAAUAUGGAAUAUUAAAAUUUAACACUGGUUCUUCGACGACCGGAAGUGCAUCAGAAUAUUCUAAUACUGGACAAUAUUCAUCUUUAAGUUUUGCAAAUCCAGUUUACGAACCUAGAGGUUCUGGAGUAGGACCAUCGUAUAAAGUAGAAGAUAUUGUUCUUCAAGAUAAAAAUUUAAGAAAAUCAUCGGGAAAAUUAAAAGGAUUCAAAAGGGGAAUUUUAGCACGGUGGGAAGUCGCCAAAAGUAUUUGGCCUUAUAUGUUAACCAUAGGUUUUGCUUAUUUCAUAACAUUAUGCUUAUAUCCAGGUAUCGAAUCAGAAAUUGUUAGUUGUAGGUUCAAAAGUUGGAUGCCGGUGAUAAUAAUGACAAUUUUUAAUGCUUCUGAUCUUGCGGGCAAGAUCUUAGCAUCUGUACGCCACAGCUGGUCAAAAACAAACAUGUUGAUAUUUGCGGGAUGUCGAGUUUUACUCAUACCUUUAUUAUUAUUAUGUGCAAUGCCAAGAGGUCACCCAUAUUUAUCAGGUGAAGGAUAUCCAAUGUUUUUCUCGUUACUUUUGGGUUUAACAAACGGUCUCAUCGGUAGCAUUCCCAUGAUUCAAGCUCCAAGUAAGGUUUCUGAAGAAAACAGAGAACUUACAGGAAAUAUAAUGACGUUUUCGUACAACAUUGGACUCACGGUUGGGUCUAUAGUAGCCUACUUACUAGAUGCUUUGGUUGGCGAAAGAAUUUCCAAUCCAUGCGGCUUUAAUUCAUCGAUAGAAGCAAUUUCGUCAAUAAAAAAUAUUUCUUCUUACACAUUAGGACUCACUACGACAACCUCAACUUCUAUCAUCACACCUGGAUUUUCGAAAUCCACGGAAACUCUUACAUCCACAGCGAUUUCUAUAUUAAAUUCUACAUUGUCCGCAAUCACAGAUUCUAGUAUUAUAUCAGCAACGGAAUAA
Molecule: messenger RNA, 1731 nt
Organism: Pediculus humanus corporis (human body louse)
Lineage: Eukaryota; Metazoa; Arthropoda; Insecta; Psocodea; Pediculidae
Product: equilibrative nucleoside transporter, putative
Exons: 9
Coding region: 1-1731 (576 amino acids)
Biological process (GO): nucleoside transmembrane transport
Cellular component (GO): plasma membrane
Molecular function (GO): monoamine transmembrane transporter activity; nucleoside transmembrane transporter activity
Source: RefSeq, a predicted model, not a curated record